This is a messenger RNA of Silurus meridionalis, 1089 nucleotides long. RefSeq names its product ER membrane protein complex subunit 10 (gene emc10). Gene Ontology annotation, cellular component: EMC complex. Bases 45 to 785 code for a protein of 246 amino acids. NCBI's taxonomy places the organism in Eukaryota, Metazoa, Chordata, Actinopteri, Siluriformes, Siluridae. The transcript is spliced from 8 exons. The record is from RefSeq and is a predicted model, not a curated record.
CUCGGUACGUCAUCGCGUCACUUCCUGCACACGCACUGGCAAAAAUGGCUCCGAGUGGACCCUUAUCGUUCGCAGCGGUUGUUCUGGCGGUGGUUUUGGGGCUGUGUGCGGACUUUGGAUGGUGUAAUAAUGGCAGAAGUGGGCCUGAGGGCAUGGAGUCGGAUCUCACCGGGUUCUCCUUGCCGCUGGAGCACUCUUUCGAAGUGGACGACAUGCCCAGGUAUCGGACACGUGGUACGAUCCAGCUGAAGCCCGGCAGAGAGAACAGUGUGGCUCUGUCUCAAAUAGAGCUCUCUGAGAAGGACAGGACUUUACUGAAGGAUGUGGCUGCAGUAGACGGUCUGUACAGGAUCCGAGUCCCCCGAGUGUCUCUGCAGUCAGACAGACAGUCAGAAGGCCACCUGAGCGCCUUCAUCAGAGCCUGUUCACUCGUUGAGUCGCACCUGAGUGAUGUCAUCACGCUGCACACCGAUGUCAGCGGCUCCCUCAUCGGGGUCUCCAUAGUGACGGUGCCCGGGGCAUGUCAGGGGGCAGAGGUCGAGGAAGACGUGGACCUGGAAACGUUCAACACCACCAUCAGUGUCAUGACACCAGUUAAUGCUCCAGCUCCUGAGACGGCUCUGUUUAUCGAAAGGAUGGAACAGGAACAGGACAAAAAAGGAAAACCCCAGGAGCAGAAAUCCUUCUUCGCCAAAUACUGGUAUCUGAUUUUGGGAGGUGCAGUGUUUCUCAUGGCCAGCAGUUCAGCGCAGCCCCCAGCAGGGGGAGCCGGGGAGCAGAGCUGAUUCACACGGCCAAUGGAUGUACAUCGUCCCCCUCGUCCUUUUCUUGAUGAUGUCUGGAGCACAAGAUCAGUCCGGAGGCGGGGCUAGCGGAGGUGCAGCCAGCGGUGGCGGGCGAUGAUCUCCAUGGCAACGGGGAAAGCUGUGGUGCUGCUAUUGGUUGAAUUAAACUGUACAGAAUAAAUUAAAUUAAUGAAAUGCAGAAUUUAGAUGCUAAUAAACUAAAUAUCACAUGGGAGGAGUUUAACAUGUUGGUGUGUUUGUUAUUUGUACUACUGAUCCGUUGAAUAAAUUUCUUUUAUUAUUA